This is a messenger RNA of Saprolegnia parasitica CBS 223.65, 1770 nucleotides long. RefSeq lists its product as hypothetical. The record is from RefSeq and is a predicted model, not a curated record. Gene Ontology annotation, biological process: signal transduction. NCBI's taxonomy places the organism in Eukaryota, Oomycota, Saprolegniomycetes, Saprolegniales, Saprolegniaceae. Gene Ontology annotation, molecular function: protein phosphatase regulator activity. Gene Ontology annotation, cellular component: protein phosphatase type 2A complex. The transcript is spliced from 4 exons. Bases 67 to 1719 code for a protein of 550 amino acids.
AACCAAUCGUGGGCGGCGUCCGGAAACGGUGGUCGCUUGCAGAGGUCUUUACUCGAGCCAGCACACAUGGACGGCCCUCCCCGGUCCAAGCCGCGCGCCCGGCGCCCGACGCUCGAGGUCGCGACAGCGCAGGACGCGCCCAAGUUGCCGCCCAAGUCGGCGCCCACCGAUGCGAAGAAGCCGCCGACGACGCUCAAUCCAAAUGCGUCCGUCUUUACCUUUUCGCCGGCGCCGCCGCCCAAGAGCCACGAGCGCCGGCGGCGGCCGACCAAGCAGGCCGAUGCCGUGACGCCGACUGGCGCGGGGUACCUGCCGUCCACAGAAGAGUCGCCAUCCAGCACGCGCCGCUCGCAUCUGCUCAAGGAUGGAUCGCGCCCGGUCAUUGGCCAUCGCCACAAAAAGACCAAGAACAGCGCGACAGCGCCGAGCGUGGGGCCUUCGCCAACCGCCAAGCAGGUCGCUACGAAGGUGGCUGUCAAGACGACUGUGACGACGAAUGUCAAGAAGAAGAAGACCAAGCCGAAACUACAGAUCCUGCGCCGGCCACGCAGCGACAGCACGGGUGGCAGCUCGUCCGAAGAGGACGAUGAAGCGUACCCUGCCAAGCCGGCGGCCAAGGCGAGCGCGUUCACGGACCGCCUCGCCUUUUCGCUGCCGCAGAAGCGCAUUCCGAAGCGCGUCACGCGCGAAGCCGUCGUGGAUACCGUGUUCGAAGCGCUCUUUGCUAACAAGCUGUCGCUCGACUCGGGCAGCGAGUCGGAGGAGCCCAACGAGCACUUUGUCAAGAACGGGCUCACGUCGAUCCUCUUCUCGAACGGCGUGAGCUUGAACCUGAGCGACGCGAACGCCGAGACGACCAUGGACCAGUACAUCACGCCCGUCUUUAUCCACCGCCUCAUCACGGAAAUGCGGUUUGAAGAUUACCGCACCUCGAGCGCGCGGCUGCACAUUCUGCGGGCGAUCCACAAGCACUUGCCGCACCGACGCGACCACAUUUCCCGCGCGUUGGCCGACGCCACGUUCCUGCGUCUCGAGUACCUCGAAGCUGUCCACGCUGAGGCCCAGCGGCAGUGCAAGGAAGUCGCGCUUGUGACGGCCGAGACGUGCAUGACCAACAUGUCUGCCGCCACGCGCAGCGCCAAGAACAAGAACUUUGACCAUGGCCACAGCUGGACCGAGUUUCUGCGGUACGCGAUUGAACACAUUGGGAUGGGCGGCGAGGCAGAUGGGAUCCUCCAAAACUACGCGCGGGCGUGGACGCACCUCAUGCGCUGCCACUACCUCGACGCUGCCGGGUCCGACGAAGACGAGCUCGUGACGGCGGGCGGUCAGUUCGUCGCGUAUGUACCGUCGAUGGCGGCCGAGCUGCUUCGCCGACUCUUGCACGCCUGGCCGCGCCGCCAGCCGGGCCGCCAAGCGCUCGCGAUCCGCGCGGCGGCCCGUAUUCUGCUCUCGGCGCCCCGCUUUGACGGCGCCUGCGUCCUGCGGCUCUUCCAAACGCUGGGCCAAUGCAUGCAGGAGCCGCACAUUGCAGUCGCGAAGGAGGCGCUCGCGUUCACGGGCUGCCAAUUUGUCAUGCUCAACUACGUUCAACUGCACUCGGAGAUUUACGCAGCGCUCUCGAGCAGCUUCAAUAGCGUCUCGACGUCGCACUGGAACGAAGCCAUUCGAGGGCUCGGCGCCCGCCACUUUGACACGAUCCUUGACUUUGCGCCGUAGAGUUUUUUUAAAGUUGCGACCGGAUUAGAAAACAACACUUAUCUUUGUGAA